Molecule: messenger RNA, 976 nt
Organism: Zea mays
Lineage: Eukaryota; Viridiplantae; Streptophyta; Magnoliopsida; Poales; Poaceae
Product: putative bifunctional inhibitor/LTP/seed storage protein family
Exons: 2
Coding region: 243-806 (187 amino acids)
Source: RefSeq, a predicted model, not a curated record
GCACAAAUCGAAGCGAAAAAAGAUGAUUAGGAAGCGGCAGAUCACCAAAGUUAACUAACUCAUCCAACUUCCCAAACCAACCCGUCCUAUAAAAACCCUCAUCAACACCGAUCCAAAGAACACAGCUCAAGCACACAAAUCCAAAGAACACAAACCGGCGGCAAUUCAGCUUCCUGAUCCAAGACCUCAUCAGGGACAGAGAGGCCUCUCGCGUUCGUUACCGAGGUGAGGUGAGGAGAGAAAUGGCGGCGGGAGCAGGAGCAGGAGCGUCGGCGCCCGUGGCGUGGCUCCUGGCGGCUGCCGUGGCGGCGGCGGCGCUGGCGGCCUCGGCGUCGGCGCAGUCCGGGUGCACGACCACGCUCAUCAGCCUGUACCCGUGCCUCAACUACAUCAGCGGCAACGUGUCGACGCCGCCGCCGUCGUGCUGCUCGCAGCUCGCCAGCGUCGUGCAGACCAGCCCGCAGUGCCUGUGCGCCGCGCUCAGCAGCGACUCGUCGUCCCUCGGUGGCGUCACCAUCGACAGGACGCGCGCGCUGCAGGCUGCAGCUGCCCCAGGCGUGCAGCGUCAAGACCCCGCCGGCGAGCAAGUGCAACUGAACUGGCAGUGGAUCGAAGGCGACGCCGACGGCGCCGUUCCUAACGUCCGGCGGCGCGUCAGUCCGGGGCGCGGUGAGCCUGGCGCUAGCAUUCGCGGCUGUCACCGUCUAUGCCAUAUCGGCCAUGUGACAGACUUGGCUCGUCUAUCUCUGUUACCCACGGCGUUUGGGGAUUCAGACGUGACACGUUCAGGAUUUAAUUUGGCGUAGAGGAUUUGGCGUCGCGUUUGUACUAUUGCUUGUAAUUGGUUGUCAGAGUAAAGAACAUUGUUUGUUUGUUUCUACAAGAUGUUCGUAAAUUUGUCCGCUAAUCCAUUGUUUGCAAAAUGUUAUGGGCAUUAAACCCAAAAAUAUAUCCAUUUUUAAACUUCUUUGAUUCA